Messenger RNA from Vitis riparia (riverbank grape), 1038 nucleotides. RefSeq lists its product as uncharacterized. The record is from RefSeq and is a predicted model, not a curated record. Bases 1 to 1038 code for a protein of 345 amino acids. The transcript has 3 exons. Lineage: Eukaryota; Viridiplantae; Streptophyta; Magnoliopsida; Vitales; Vitaceae.
AUGACAUUUGAAGAAUUCACUCACAAGGUCUUAGAAAAAUUCGACAUUUCCCUUCAUGUGAGGAGGAUGCACUACACCCUCAAGUUUAACCCUAGAGUCAUCCAAGAUUUGGAAGAUGAGGAUGACUUGGAUAACGUGGUUUCCCACAGUGAUGACUUUGCAAAUGUGUACAUAGUCAAGUCACCUGGUGUGGAAGCCAUAGAGGCAAAUAUACCGAAUACACAAUUGUCACUUGGAGGUCCACAUCCUACGUUUCCUUCGUCUAAUGCAUCAUGCGAUGUAAGUCCUAAUACUAUGAUGUUACCAAGAGGUUUUGCAUCGCGUUGUGCAGAUAAUGAGUACACCCCUUUGGAAUCGAAUCAGUUUCGUGAGGCAAUAUUAGGUUCUGGACAUACAUUUAAGAAUGCAAAUGAGUUUCGGAAUGCAAUAUACCAAAUGUCAUUAGCUGGAAGGUUUCAAUACAAGUACAAGAAAAAUUCACCUACUCAUAUGUCAGUAAAGUGUUCGGUUGAGGAUUGUCCUUGGAAGAUAACAGCUCAUGCUGUUGAAGGAAAUGAAAUAUUGCGAGUUUAUACUUACCAAAGAGGUGUUGUUGUUGUUGAAGACGUGUUUAGAACAACUCCAGAAUACCUUCCUCGACAAAUUUGCAAGGAUUUUGAACGUGAUCAUGGAGUUCAAUUGACUUAUAACCAAGCAUGGCAUCUUAAAGAGAAGGCAAAAGAGCGUUUAUAUGGAUCUCCACGUGCGUCCUACGCGUUUUUGCCUUGGUUAUGCCAUAGGCUAAGGGAAAUUAACCCUAGAACUAUUGUCGAGUACACUUCUCAUGAAGGUCACUUCAAGCAAUUGUUCAUUGCCCAUGCAUUUUCAAUUCAAGGGUUCACCAUGGGGUGUCAACCGGUAUUGGCUAUUGAUUCUUGCCACCUAAGUGGUCCAUACAAAGGAGCUCUUUUGUCUGCCAUUGCAUAUGAUGCAGAUAAUGGAAUGUUCCCUCUAGCCUUAGGUGUGGUUGGUUCAGAAAAUUAUGAGGAUUGGUACUAG